Molecule: messenger RNA, 2284 nt
Organism: Moneuplotes crassus
Lineage: Eukaryota; Ciliophora; Spirotrichea; Euplotida; Euplotidae
Source: the annotation of a GenBank genome assembly
ACAUUUCCGACUUGACUACAAAAUGCCUAAGGAUUUAGUAGAGGAAACUGAAGUGAACAAUACUUUUCUUUGUGUGAAUUUUGAGCUGACAGGCCCUGACAAGAUUGUAGGGGCCUGAUUUGUUAAUACGGACACGAGGUGUAUACAGUUGACUGAGUUUAUUGAUAACGACCAUUUCUCCAACCUAGAAAGUUUGAUCAUCCAGAUGAACAAUUCGUCAAGAAGAGACUGUAGAUUUGAGAUCUUGGUCAAUAUGCCAAAUGAUAAGGUCUUCAAGCAGAGAAUUGAAGAUAUUAUACAACUGUGAGAAGUCCAUUUUGUAGUAGGCAACAGGAAGGAUUUCAAUGAAGCAGAGCUGGAGCAAAUGCUUGAAACCUUAGCGAAGGAUAAAGGAUCUUUGUUGUUUAUAGAGGAAAGUAGUCUCAAGUGAGCCCUUCCAGCGUGAAAAGCAGCAAUAGAGUUUUGUAAUCUACUUAGUGCCAGAUCCAAUCACCAACAGUUUGAUAUAAUGAAAUACACCCUUGAGAAUUAUCUCAGGCUGGAUAUAGCUGCGAUGAAGGCACUGAAUCUUUUUCCAAUGGAUGGAGCUGAGAUCAAAGGAAAUAUUGAUAGGAGGAAUGAUUCAUUGUCAAUCUUUAACCUCCUAAAUAAAACGAAAACGUCAAUUGGUCAAAGGCUCUUGAAAAAGUGGCUUAAACAGCCUAUACGUGACAUUGAAGAGAUUAACAGAAGAUUAGAUAUUGUUGAGUUCUUUGUUGACAAUGACUCUCAUAGAACAGCUAUUCAGACUGAAAAUUUUCAUAACUUUCCAGACAUAGAUAAACUAUUUGCAAAGUUUUAUAAAGUGAAAAACAAUAAGCGAAACAAUGCUUCACUAGCCGAUUGUGUGAAAUGUUACAACUUGAUUCUCUCCUUGGAACAACUCCUUGAGUUUCUGACUGGCCUUGAGGUUGAAGAGUCAAAUGAGAUCUCUAAGUGUUAUAUUUCUCCACUUCAAACUUCUCUGAAGGAGUUCGAAAAACUAAAAGAGAUGAUAGAAGAAAGUGUAGACAUCUCUCAAAUGAAACAGGGCGAGUAUAUCAUAAAUCCUGAGUUCUCAGAAGAACUCAAGAACCUUAAUGAGCUGAUAAAUGAUACAUACCAGAAAAUCGAAAAUCUUAGAGCAAAAAUUCAGGAAGAACUUACUCUUAGGAGGAUCAGCAUCCAAGAGAACACUGUACAUGGAUUUUUAUUUGAAGUUGAUAAGAGAGAAGGAGAUAAUGCACUCAGAAAAACGAAUCUGACACAUAAUAUCGUCAGCACGAAAAACAAAAUUAUGACUUUUACCUGUCCAGAAUUGAAGAUCCUAGUCAAUGAGUUCAAUGAACUGCAGUCACAAUACAAAAUGCAGCAGGAUGUCCUGGUCGAUAGAGUUCUGAGCAUUGUCUCAACAUAUUAUCCAGUUCUAGAGAAAGUGGCAAAUAUAGUAGCUGAGCUUGAUGUUCUGGUCAGUUUUGCAACUGCCAGUACUAAUACAUCAAAUGCUUAUGUCAGGCCAAUUAUCGGCGAAGAAGAAGGAGAAUUUAUACUGGAAGAUUCAAGACAUCCAUUAAUUGAAGCAAUGAAUUCUAGCACAUGUAUUAGCAAUGACUGAAAAAUGAAGAAAAAUGAAUCUCAUAUGUUGAUCAUUACAGGUCCAAAUAUGGGAGGAAAAAGUACAUAUAUUAGACAGGUUGCCAUCAACGCAUUAUUAGCUCAUGUUGGAUGCUUUAUUCCAUGAUCAAAAGCAGUCAUCCCCAAACUUGAUUCAAUAAUCGCAAGAGUUGGAGCAGCAGAUCAUCAGAUGAAAGGAAUAUCGACCUUUAUGGCUGAGAUGUUAGAGGCAUCUUGUAUGCUAAAAACAGCUACUAAGAACUCACUCAUUAUAAUGGAUGAGCUCGGUAGAGGUACUUCCACAGAUGAAGGAUUCGGGCUAGCCUGGGCUAUUGCAGAAUACCUGGCAAACACAAUCAAAUGUUACACCCUUUUCGCAACUCAUUUUCACGAAAUGACUAAAAUGGAAAAAGAAGUACCAUCAGUUAAAAAUCUGUAUGUAAGCGCAUUAGCAGAAGGUGACAAACUCACUAUGCUCUACCAAAUCAAAGAAGGAGUAAUCGACAGAUCGUAUGGUAUCCAUGUUGCUGAAAUGUUAAAAUUUGAUCCUCAGAUCCUAAAUGAAGCGAAAGCUAUUGCAAACAUGCUUGAAACCUUUGAUAACGAAGAUAUAGAAAAGCAGACUGAAGACACCGAGAUGGAAAAAGUGUAA